This is a messenger RNA of Planococcus citri (citrus mealybug), 3395 nucleotides long. RefSeq names its product putative ferric-chelate reductase 1 homolog. Bases 436 to 2817 code for a protein of 793 amino acids. Gene Ontology annotation, molecular function: transmembrane ascorbate ferrireductase activity. Lineage: Eukaryota; Metazoa; Arthropoda; Insecta; Hemiptera; Pseudococcidae. The transcript has 16 exons. The record is from RefSeq and is a predicted model, not a curated record. Gene Ontology annotation, cellular component: membrane.
AUCGGCCAUCGGGCAUCGCCGAGAGUAAUGUGUAGUCGGUGCUUUCGUAGGUACGCGAUGCAUUAAACAACAUCGUUCAACGCAGCGGUAGAUUUAAGAUUUUGCUCAUGAAAGGGAACUCAACUGGUUUGGGCAACGCGGUCGCCGUAGUACGACUGUCAUUAAAUAACAUACCUAAGAGUAUACAUUCGGUUAAACUUAUACCUGAGACACCUGAACCCUUGCCCGAGUUUAAUCGACUACGCGAGUACGCGAGUUGGUGUUCUGCUAUUGCGGUCAUCGGGCGUGUUUUUCUCAUGUUGUCGUUUUGUUGUCGUUGAUACGGCGCGAUUAACGUUUUACUUCGUUCGCGGCGAAAGUUGAGUGUGUGUUUUCGUUUCAAAUUUUAUUCAUUCCCACGUGCAUGAAGUACCAAAAGAAAAAAUUUGCAGUAUUAUGAUAAAAAUGGUUCCUGUGAUACUUUUAUUUAUAAGCGCAAUUCAUCUUUCAAAUGGAUUCAAAGCGGGCGCGCCUCCUCUCAGCUGUAAAACUAUGACUCCGGGUCAUGGUGUAGCACCUCAGACGUCGCCAGCUCCUUAUAGCAUAACCAUCGUGCAAACAGAUCCUGAUGGAUCGACUCGAGCUCGUAUAUCUGCAACUGCGUCGAAUUUUUUCACCGGAUUUCUGUUGACGACGAAAUCCCAGUCACCGGAAAGUCCCGGUACGUUUAUCGCAGUACCAGAUGACUCAGCGAUCAUGAACUGCGGCCAAGAUAAGGAUGCUGCAGUUACACAUAGAAGUAAUAGUAAGAAACAAUCGGUCGAAGUGGAUUGGAAACCUUUGGCAGGAUUUGAAGGAAGUGUUACUUUCAUAGGUACUGUCGUGUAUAAUUAUUCGGUGUUUUGGACUGGAGUCGAAUCGUUACCGGUUCAAAUUGGCAAACGAUCUGUUCCCAAUAGCCCUAAUGGAAAUGAUCUGGUAUCUUUCCCCAAUAGUCCUGCUAGAAAUGAUCAGGGAUUAAACGCAGCUCAAUUUUCUACUUACAAUGGCUGCGGAACAAGUAAAACAUGCUUGUCAUAUCCAGAUAAUUGUAUCGCGUUCAAAUCAUGCAACGGAUUAGUAGCUGUGAGCCCUGAUUCAAACUCUUUUCAAAUAGAAAUGUUCGCUAAAAAUUCCAAAUACGUCGCCGUUGGGUUCUCAGAAGAUAGAUUAAUGGGAGAAGAUAUUGUUUAUGAAUGUGUCGAAGAAGGUAACAAUGUUUACCCAUAUCGAUCUUGGAACGCGCCAAAUCUUAAACGUAAUAAUCGACUUGAUCCUCGAAUUUAUGGCGAUUCUGGUAUUAGCCUGACAAGCAGUUUGAUCGCCGAUGGUUACAUUUAUUGUAAAAUAAGAAUAGAUCCAGUCACAAACAUUCAAAAUAAGAGAUUCGAUUUAAAUAACAACGAAUAUUAUCUGCUGUUGGCUUCCGGACGAGAAGCAAAUCCUAAUGGAGUUGAUUACCAUGACGAAAUUUACACUAGUUCCAAGAGUCGCCGAUCUUUAUCGGAAGUGCUUCCGGACACGGUGCCGGAUUCGUUUUACGAUGGAUGUGAUACAACGAAGACGUGCUUUGGGGUACCGGAUGGAUGCUUAGACAAGAAGAAUUGUAACGCUGUCACUUCAGUCAACGUCCAAGGAAAUAGAUACGUAUUUUCUAUGUCUGCCAAAAAUGCCGCAUACGUUGCUACAGCAUUAUCCGAAGAUAAACUUAUGGGUGAAGAUGUAGUAUUUGAAUGCGCUCAAGAGGAUAACAUUAUUAGACCUUAUGUGUCCUGGAAUGUGCCAAAUGAUAAAAGAAAUUACCGAGUGAGACAAAACUUCUUGACCCUUUUGAGCGGUUCAUCUGUUGACGGAAAAGUUCAAUGUACUGUGAUGCUAAAUAAUCCAAUUAUUAAUAUCGAAGGGAAAACCUUUGACUUGGCAAAUAAUAAAUAUGUUUUAUUGGUCGCGUCAGGAUCAUCGAUAAAACAGCCAGGCAUUAAUGGCCGACUUGGUUACCAUGAUCUCGAAAAGGCAGCCGCCAUUGAACGACGAUCGUUGGCGGAUGUUGCAGCACUAAGAGCAACUUCUCAUCUUUUUAUGAAUUUGCACGGAACUUUUAUGAUAGUUUCUUGGAUCGGACUUGCCAGUUUGGGAAUAGUGUUAGCGCGAUACUAUAAAUCAACAUGGGUAGAAAGUUCUGUAUGCGGGAAAGAUGUUUGGUUCGCUUGGCAUAGAACAUUCAUGUUCUUAGCGUUUCUCCUAACAAUUGCUGGUGUAGUCCUUAUUUAUUUAGAAGUUGGAGGAAUAUCUGGUGGUGAUGCGUGGUCUCACGCUUUAUUAGGAAUAAUCACCGUCGCGCUGACCAUUUUCCAACCUCUUAGCGCAUUUUUCCGACCUCAUCCUGAUUCUAGUCGAAGACCAAUAUUUAAUUGGUUGCAUUGGUUUGUAGGAAAUGCAGCCCAUAUUAUUGCCAUUGUUACCAUAUUUUUAGCAGUAGAUUUAAGUAAAGUCCAACUUCCCAGAUGGACAGAUUAUAUUUUAGCAGCUUAUGUGGCAUUCUACGUUUUCAUCCAUCUGAUUCUAUCGAUUGGGGGAUGCAUGAGUGAAAAAUCUGGAGGAAUGCGAGUAAACGCUAUGCAAAUGAAAGACAUGAACACUGGUAGAAAUAUACCUCAUCAGUUUGAAACGCGAAAAGAUGCUUCGUAUUCUGGUUUCAGAAAAUGCAUCUUUACGCUUUACUUCUUGAUCAUAGUCGCAAUUACUGCCUUGCUGGUAGUAUUAGUAUUCUUUUCUUCAAUGUUUGAAGAUAGCAAGUAAAUAAAUUCAUGAAGUAGAUUCGCAUUUUACCAAAGAUUUGAGAAAAGAUUGAUCAUCUUAUUUGAAUUGUCAACUGGAAGAGAAUAAACGUAGCAUUUAGAUUUUUUCUGUAUAUAAAUUAGUACUUACUUGUUUGCUUUGUGAGUCACAAUUUUGUAUUGUUGUCAUAUUUUUUUACGAGCCGAUUAAAUUAUUUGAUAAUAUUCUUUUCAACGAAACGUACCUUUUAGAAUUAUUUAUAUAGCCUAUCAACUCAUUAAGUUUAUUUCAUUAUUUUUUAAGAAUUAAUUCCGAUCUGAUAUUUUUUAUUAAGUUUAUGCCUCUAUCUAUGUAUUUUUAGAAACAUAACGAUGUAUAAUUGUGAAACGCUUCCAAUUAUUGAUAUUUUUGUAAUAUUUGUAUCUAUAGGUACCUAUUAUGAUUAUUUUUAUAGCUUUUUUGAACGCCUUUUUGUACGUACACGUAAUUUAAUUAUUAUUUUUUUCUACAUAAGUACAUCAAGUUUCGAUAAUUUCGAGAGUUUUUCUUACCUACCUAUCUUGUCAAGUAAAGCCAGUAAAUAUUUAAUCAAGUUAUAA